Molecule: messenger RNA, 1966 nt
Organism: Nilaparvata lugens (brown planthopper)
Lineage: Eukaryota; Metazoa; Arthropoda; Insecta; Hemiptera; Delphacidae
Product: beta-1,3-galactosyltransferase 6
Exons: 4
Coding region: 229-1245 (338 amino acids)
Biological process (GO): glycosaminoglycan biosynthetic process
Cellular component (GO): membrane
Molecular function (GO): UDP-galactosyltransferase activity
Source: RefSeq, a predicted model, not a curated record
AUCAGGCAUCGCAUCUUUGCAAAACCUAACCUUCAUUUCCAUUUUGUCAAGAAGAAUGUAAACAAGAAUUUAAUAAAUUAUAGUGAUAAUAAUAUUAAUAUAAUAGCAUCUAAGUGAAAAGUUUAUAAUACUGGCUAUUUUAAUUGUGAUGAGCUUUUAUCUUUGGAAUUUGAGUUUGAUUUUAGUGAUUAUGAAUAAAUCAGUACAUGAAUACAGUGAUUGUUUACAAUGUACUUGAUGAAAAGUCAGCGUUCCAAGAUGAAAAUUUUAAAUUACGUUCUUUAUAUAUUAUCCUUUAUUCUCGGAAGUACAAUAACGCUUUUCUUUAUUUCAAUUGAAGAUCGAGAUGGACUUGGUGAUGGAGACGUUUUUGCAAAAUUGAAACAUAAAGUCAGCUUACAAAACAUUUCCAACCGAUACUUUUUACUAAUUCUUAUCAUCUCGAAACCAGAUAACAUUGAGAGAAGAAACACUAUAAGAAAUACUUGGUUACAGUUUGUAAAGGAUGAUUCUUCUGUAAAGUCAUUCUUUGUGAUCGGUGCGGGCGGUUUAAAUGAUGCCCAGCAAAUGAAGUUGAAGGACGAAUACUCUGAAAAUAAAGACAUACUCUCCCUUACAUCAAUACCGGAUUCCUACGGGAAUCUGACCUCCAAGAUCUUAUCCUCAUUUGUGCUACUAGAAAAAGAAUACACCUUCAAAUUUUUACUAAAAUGUGAUGAUGACUCUUUUGUGCAAGCAUCAGUGAUUACCAAGGAGUUGAAGGCCAAACAUCGCGAUGAAGAAUAUUUAUACUGGGGAUAUUUUGAUGGUAGAGCUCAUGUCAAGCGCUCUGGAAAAUGGAAGGAAGAGGAUUGGUUUUUAUGUGAUCGAUAUCUUCCUUAUGCAUUGGGUGGUGGCUAUGUGUUGUCCGAGCCGCUCGUCAAAUUUAUUGCCAGAAAUGCUGAACUAUUAAAGAUGUACAAGAGUGAGGACGUGUCGGUUGGAGUAUGGUUAGCUCCGCUGAGCAUCAAGCGGUUGCACGAUCAGCGUUUCGACACGGAAUUCAUCUCGAGAGGCUGUUUGAACAAGCAUUUAGUGACUCACAAGCACUCCAACAGAGUGCUGAGGCAUUUAUAUUCAGAAACUGUGACGCAUGGAAGGAUGUGCACUCAGGAAGUGAUGUCGAGGCCCUCCUACAACUAUAACUGGCAGGCUCCUCCGUCGCUCUGCUGCAAUCGUAACGAAUCAACCAUACUUGUGCACUAGGAUGGGAAAGGACAUAAUCUGCAUACCUCUCUCUCGGGUAAUGAUGGAUUUGAAGACCAAUAUGUGAACAAAAUCUUUGAUUUGUCGAGAAAUACUCAAUCAUUAAUUCUGCAUACUGACGGAAAUUAUAUGCUUACUACAUUAUGACAUCACCUCAUCAGCCAGUUAUUGAGGAUGGAUAAUAUUACUGACUUAAACACUUCUAGAACUAUCAUCCAAGUGCUUAAACAUUUUGUGGGGAAUUUCUACAAAGAGAUGUGAAACGAUCAACCGGAUUUGCCAUUCGAUUCCUGAGUUCAAGUAGUAGGAUUUUUUUCAAGUGAGAAUUAUUACUCUCACAAAGGUAUGACAUUUAUUACUGUGUUCCCAUGUAAUGGAUUAAUUCACUUGCAAAUUAACGUACUAUAUUUCUCAAUUUAUCAUUAUAUAUUAUAUAAAAAUACUUUCCUUCAUAAUCAUGAGAAUAAUCAUAUCAAUUUCAGAUAUUGUCUUCUUUCUUUAGGGCUACUUUUAAUAUAAAUAAAAAUAAAUCUCAGUACCCUUUUAAUUUUUUUAAAAAUAAUUAAAAAUAAAAUGAUGACAAAAUAAUUUAAAACAGUACUGAGAUUUAUGUUUUUAUUUACAAUUUCAGAUGUUUGAUUAGUGAGUGAUAUUAGUUAGGGCAUUAGUUGUACAGUACAUUCAUUAAAGUAACUGUAAAUAGAUUAAAUUGAUGAACUGA